CCCGGCGGUCACGCGCCAGGCCGCGGGGCCGCGCCCCGUUCGCUCAGCCUCGGCCGCGUCCGGCGCUGCACUCGGGGCUCGGCUGUUCGCGCUCGGCUGCUCGGGGCUCGGCUGCUCGGCUGUUUCCGCUCGGGGCUCGGCUGCUCGGGGCUGCGGAGCGGCGCCGCGGCGAUGCUCGGGGCCGCCGCCGCCGCCUGAGGGCCGGCUCCGCUGGGCUGCCGGCCGCCAUGGGGCUGGGAUCCAGCUCCGAGGGCCCCGGCGGCGGCGCCGAGGGUUUCCACGUGCACGGGGUUCAAGAGAACUCCCCAGCCCAACAAGGAGGACUGGAACCUUUCUUUGAUUUCAUCAUUGCCAUAGGACACACGAGGCUUAACAAGGAAAACAAUAUGUUGAAAGACCUGUUGAAGGCAAAUGCUGAGAAAGCAGUGAAGCUGGAGGUGUACAACAUCAAAACAAUGAAAAUCCGAGAGGUGGAGGUGAUCCCCAGUAACAUGUGGGGAGGACAAGGCCUCCUUGGAGCCAGUGUGAGGUUCUGCAGCUUCCAGGGAGCCAAUGAACACGUCUGGCAUGUUCUGGAUGUGGAGCCUUCAUCUCCUGCAGCUCUGGCUGGUCUGCAGCCAUACACUGACUAUGUUGUUGGGUCUGAUCAGAUUCUCCAGGAGUCAGAGGAUUUCUUUUCCCUGAUUGAAUCCCACGAGGGGAAGCCUCUGAAGCUGAUGGUUUAUAACACUGAAGCAGAUUCCAUCCGAGAGGUAGUUGUGACUCCCAAUGGAGCUUGGGGUGGAGAAGGAAGUUUAGGGUGUGGUAUUGGAUAUGGCUAUUUGCACAGAAUUCCAACACAGUCCAUGACAUCAAAGAAAAAGCCAGAAAGCAAAUCAUCUUCACCCUCACCAGAAGCUGGAACUCCUGUGCCAUCCACUAAUGGUUACACAGAGACUCCUUUGCUGGCACCUACUUCUCAGAAUGACAGUUCUGAAACAGUUAUGAACUUGGAUCAUUCCACAGAGCAAGAAAUGAGUGGUUACUCACCAGAAAGCUCCCUAUCUCCUCCUCCCCCUCUCCAGAGAGUUAUGGAUCCAGGAUUUCUAGAUAUGUCUGGAAUUUCAGUUUCUGAGUUCACAAACUUAACAGAAGUGUCCAACCUGUCCCCAUCUGCCUCCUUCAACAUGUCAGCAGCAGGGGCUGCUGUAAGCCCUGAAACAUUAAUGCCAAAUAGUCAAGCCUCUGCUUAUCUUGAAAAUGCCUCAGCUUUGGACCCUGAAGGUUUAACCCCAUAUCCUGAAGGAUCAGGCAAGCAGCCCACGCUGGAUGACUUCCUGCCUUCAAUUCCAUCUUUACCUUCUCUUGAUCUUCCUCAUGACAUUUCUUCAAAAACAACACUAGGAACUGAUUCUGAUAACCAGGAAUCCAAGCUGCUUGUGAACAACACUGAGAGCUCAUUAACCACUGCUCCUGAGACACCAGAGCAUGAAGUACCAAGUGAGCAGAAAGGAGAAGGAGCUGCACAAGAUCCUGAGUGAAAUGGACCCUGCUGCUGUUUACAGACUGCUGAAUGCUGUAGUGCUACAGCUUGGAAUAUUUUUCUUGAAUGAUUACAGUUACUCUAUUUUAUUAGUGUAGACAAUACUAGAAAAAAAAUCACAUGAAGUACAUAUUCUGUUGUCUUUUCCAGUCACUGUUCAAUGGAUUGAUCUAUGUUCAGAAUUUGAAUGCUGUCCAGAAAUCACCCAAUUAAUAGAGAAAUUGAUGCAGAAACAAGUUGGACACUGGCAGAACAUCAAGUUCUGGGAUUCACUUUUGCCUACAAGUGCUCCUGAAUGUAUUCACAAAGGUGCUGUGCCUGAGCAGUGACACAUAGUGGUGAUUUUUAUCAGUAUGUCUAAUGGCAUUAAAAAAAAAAUAUUUAUAGUUUUGAUUUGUUAGAAAGCUUUUCUAAUGGUACCUCUUGGUUAGAUGGUUCUUGUGACUUGCAAGGCAUUUCUUACACUAAGAUACUUUUACUUACUGCUCUAGUACUCUAACUAGAAUUAUUUUUCUUGGUUUAAUUCUCUUCUCUUCUCUGUAACAGCCAUUUGUGUACCUUCUUUAUAUCUUCUUGGGCAGGAAAGAAAUGCAAUGGGGUUGGAAAUUGCAGCCCCAGAUGGGACAAAGCCAAGGUGGUGGGUCCUGUCAUUCACUUCUGCUCUUGAGUGGACCAGGUGCUGGACUUGCAGUUAAACAAACACUGAGGGGGGAGGGAAUGAUGGUGGUUACUUGAAACAAAUUCAAGAUGAUUUUAAAGUAGGGGUGAUCAAUCUUUUUGGUGAAGAUUGAAUGUCUUUGCUUCUGUAGAGACUGAGAAAUAACGUUCCUUUGCUUGUGCUUUUCUAUUUACUCAUUACUAUUUUUAUACAAAUCCUUCUAAGUCUAAGACCUGGGGCUGUUGUGCAGCACCAGCAAUUGGUUUUUGUAGCUUUUUUUUUUGUUUGCAUUUGUCUUCAAAUCACUUCUGAAUGUAAAGGCAAACAUGACAAACAAUGGAAGACAUGGAUGGUUUUAUAAUCCUCAGGGCAGUGAUUUAUCAUGGAAUUUCAAAGCUGCUGCUAGGCAAUAAUACAGCUACUGCAGUGAAAAUCCUUUGUAAAUUAAGAGAAUGGGGUACAAGGCUGGUGUGUGUUUAGGCAAUAAACUAAAAUACACUUAUUUAGCA
This is a messenger RNA of Oenanthe melanoleuca, 2689 nucleotides long. RefSeq names its product golgi reassembly stacking protein 1 (gene GORASP1). Lineage: Eukaryota; Metazoa; Chordata; Aves; Passeriformes; Muscicapidae. Gene Ontology annotation, cellular component: Golgi apparatus. Gene Ontology annotation, molecular function: protein binding. The transcript has 9 exons. Gene Ontology annotation, biological process: Golgi organization. Bases 228 to 1520 code for a protein of 430 amino acids. The record is from RefSeq and is a predicted model, not a curated record.